AUGGAUGAAAUUACAGAAUUGUGGGAAAAUUUCAACCUUACUAACGAAGAAGAAGAGACCUUUAUCGUUGACAAUCAGCAACCAAUUUUGACGGCUGAAAAUAUCCAACUUUGUGGGGUUGGUAAACUUCACACAAGUAAAAGGAUAAGCGCUAAAGCUUUGGCGUCUGUAAUGAAACAGGUUUGGAAAAUUCAUGAAUCUACUCGAAUUGAGGCUGCUGGUUUGAACAUCUACGUUAUAGCUUUUAAGACUAUGGUAGAGAAGAAAAGAGUUCUUUCUUCAGGUCCUUGGACUUUUGAUAAGUCUCUAUUUGUUCUCGUGUCACCAACGGCUGCAGACAAACCUCUGGACGUGGACUUUAGGUUUUGUGCCUUCUGGGUUCAAAUACACUGCAUACCUUUUGAGUAUUUGACCAGAGAUAUGGCAAAGCUCCUGGGGGAUCGACUAGGCAAAGUCGAGGAGGUAGAUG
Molecule: messenger RNA, 469 nt
Organism: Momordica charantia (bitter melon)
Lineage: Eukaryota; Viridiplantae; Streptophyta; Magnoliopsida; Cucurbitales; Cucurbitaceae
Source: RefSeq, a predicted model, not a curated record